Molecule: messenger RNA, 2222 nt
Organism: Saccostrea cuccullata (small rock oyster)
Lineage: Eukaryota; Metazoa; Mollusca; Bivalvia; Ostreida; Ostreidae
Product: transmembrane emp24 domain-containing protein 10-like
Exons: 5
Coding region: 103-723 (206 amino acids)
Biological process (GO): endoplasmic reticulum to Golgi vesicle-mediated transport; intracellular protein transport; Golgi organization
Cellular component (GO): COPII-coated ER to Golgi transport vesicle; endoplasmic reticulum; Golgi apparatus
Source: RefSeq, a predicted model, not a curated record
UAUUUUCCGGAUUUUAACGAAAACUCACGAAUGCCACGUUAGCAAGCAAACGUGCUAAUACGAGUGACCAUAUUCAGAGUUUUAUCGAGACUUUUGUGCAAGAUGGAUGUAUUGCAUGUAUUGUCCGUUUUGAUUGUUUUGACAGUUGUUUCAGUAGAUUCGCUCAUGUUUCACUUGGGCGCAAAUCAAAAGAAAUGCCUUAAAGAAGAGAUUCAUAAAGAUGUUUUGGUAACCGGCGAAUAUCAACUCUCAGAUGUGCCAGGUCACAAAACACAGCUUCUGGUGACAGAUUCCAAGGGCCAUAUUCUUUAUCAGAAAGAUGAUGCAAAGAAAGGAAAGUUUGCUUUCACAACAGAGGAGUAUGACAUGUUUGAAAUCUGCUUUAACAAUAGAAUGCCAGGUGGUGGCCAGAGUCCAGAUAGAGAGGUUUCCUUGGACAUGAAACAUGGAGUAGAAGCUAAGAGCUAUGAUGAGCUAGCUAAAGCAGAAAAGCUGAAACCAUUGGAAGUAGAGUUGAGACGAUUAGAAGAUUUAUCAAAGUCUAUUGUAGAUGAUUUUGAGUACAUGAAAGCCAGAGAAAAAAUGAUGAGAGACACUAAUGAAUCCACCCACUCCCGUGUGAUGUACUUCAGUAUCUUUUCAAUGUGCUGUCUACUUGGACUAGCUACAUGGCAGGUGCUCUAUCUGAGGAGAUUUUUCAAGGCCAAGAAACUCAUUGAAUGAACACACAACAAUAUAGGACUAUUAGGAACAUUUUUAUUUAUUUUGCUUCUGGGGUCAUUUUUUACUAAAAUUCAAGAGCAAAUUCUUAUUUUUGGGAUUGGUUUAUAUAGUAAUUUAUAUCUAUUUUAGAUGUUAAAUUUUGUAAUUGGAAUAAAGAAUAUUUAAUUAUUGAUUGAAAAUGAUUUUUUUUAAUCUUUUUUUUUCUCCCUCGAAAUUAGCUUUAAUAAAUUAUUUUUGCCUACUCCAAAAUUAUGAGAAAGUUUUUGCGAUUUAAAAUUGUCAAAUUAUGUGACAUUAAAAAUGUUUCAUUUUGAUCUAUGAUGAGGCAACUACAUGUAAAUAAACAUGUUGAAAGAAGUGUAAGUUUAUUCACAAGUUUGAAAAUGUGCAUAGUGAUCUUUUGUGAGAGUGUGUAUGUUCUAUGAUGAACCAAAGGUGUUCCCAUUCAAAACAUGUACAUAUGAUGUAUUUUAACAAUAUUUGAUGAAAGUUUCACAUACUAGAAUCACUUUUGUUGAAUGUAAAUCACAGAAGAUUAAGUUUUGUUAUUUGCAUAUUUUAAUCAGUCCUCGUAAUUUUCACUCAUUGUGUGAAAUGUGCUGAAAUACUUGCUAGCCAGGAUGAUCAAUUUUUCAGUUUAAAAAUUGCAAUAUUUAUCAACCCUGAUAAAAGUUGCUUGUUUUAAAGUUUAAGUGCAUAGUAGGAUUGAAUAUUCUUAAACUUUUCAUAAGUUAUGAAGAUAUAAUGAUAGAAAAUUAAUGCAAGUUUUAUCUAACAAUAUUACCAGGUUUAACAUAUUGUAGAAUAAAGAGGCCUGGACUGAUCUCUGUGUAAAUACAUGUAUAUGUAUAAGAACUACAUGUACUGCUUCUUUAUUAUUUUUUUUUUUUUGAUGUGUAAUCAUUACUGUUUGGUUGUUCAGGGUUUAGAUUAUUUAUUUCUCUUUAUAUACAACACUUUAACUGGUAAUUUCUGCAGGUUGAAGUUGCAAUUUCACUCUUCAAAAUGACAUUUUUAGAAAUGAAAACUUUCUUUGACAAAAAAUUCCAAAAGAAUUUUAUGCAAUAUUGUUCGGCACUUAAUAUUUUCUAGAACUUUGAAAAUAGCAGAAAUUGCCAGUGAAAUUUUAAAAAGGAAUUAUAAAAUAGCUAUUUUUGUACUAUGGGUUUAUUUAGAGUGAUUGUUUACAUUCCUUUUAGUUCCCAAACAUAAUACAUGUACCCUUAUAAAACUUGAAUGUUUAAAAUAAAAGUUUAUCCAGAAUGUUUGACUUUAUGAGAGGCAUAUAGAAUGCAAGUCUUUGAUGUGUUUUCUCGACUCAUUUUUUCAGUUUAAUGAUUUUGUUUCAAUGAAUAUUUAUAAACAAUCUGUCAUCUUUUAAUAUUGUUACUUGAAAUGAAUAAGUGUGUGAUGAAUGUUUUGUGUAAGUAGUUAAACAACAUCAAGUAUCUGUGAAAAGUUUUAUCAAUGAAUGAUAAAAGUUUGAUGUAAAAACAUUA